AAUCCAUUUAAGAGUAAAAUAUUCAAACUAUAUUACCCUGCUAUCAUAAGUAACCACAGGUCAGCAUGUGUCAGUAACAGCAUAUUAAGUGAUUUGGAAAUAGAUUUAUAAAACCAUAGACGGUAAUGCUUUUAAGAUGUCUAGCCAUAAUUAAUCCAAAUUAAAUUAAACUAUGUGUACUGUGAUGGGCUGACAUCCUAUCCAGGGUGUGUCCUGCCUUGUGCCCAGUGAUGGACUGGCUUGCCUUCCAGAUUCUAUCCCAGCCUUGUGCCCCAUGCAUUCUGGGAUAGGCUCCAGGUCACCUGGACCAAGAUAAGCAGUUAGCAGUUGGAUACAAUUCAACUACAAAUACAGUAAGCAAGUUGUACCAAAAAUAUCCAUCUUUUAACAGCUCAGUUGUCAGUUUUCUGGGAUGUGACAGAACAUCUGUUCUCAGUGCCAUCUUUGGGGGUUAAAAGAUCAAGGUGUUUCAUUUUUUUCAGAAAAUUAUGUUAUGGUCUGAUAAUGCGAGUUCACACGUCACUGAAUCAAGCACAUGUUUAGCUUGUGACAGCAUUCAUCCCAGAGUUUUGUAGCUACAUUCUUGUGGCUUUUCAUACUGAUAAUGGACCUGGAAUUCUUUUUUUCCAAAGGUCCAAUCAGAGACUGACAGGUUUCUAAUGGGAGUCUGGUAUCCCAGGCCUCAUGUGGCAUUGAAAUCGUUACUGAUUUCGUCUUUGAUAUUAAUCAGUCAUCUUUCAUUGCUUUAAAUGGCAAAUCUUUGAGAACCACCUCACAAGAAAGCGACUUGCCAUUUUGAAGAAAUUGGAUUUUUCUUUUAUCGCCGGGCUGAAUGUCUCACCUUCGUUGGUGAGCCGAGGGGAGGCCCGCUUUUAAUUUCCCAGGUGUGGGACGUGGCUGGACCAUUGCCCUGUCGAACCCAGAGAUCAGACAUCUUGUCCUAACAUAAGACUGUGGGAAUCAAACUCAGGUGCAGAUCGAUUGAGUUUGAAACAUUUAUGAAAGUGACAUCUGAUUGCAGGCCUAUAACUACAGUCACAUCUGAUUAUUCUGGCAAUGAGAUUUGCCUUAACUGAGUACGGAAAAAAGGACAGGCAACAUCAGCAGGCAGCCCUCGGGUCUUUUCGAAUGCAGACUUGUGAAGGGAAUCAAGUCGAAAGGAGUUUGGUAAUCUAUUGUGCAAGGCAAGGGUAGCAGGCACUUUGUCGGACAGCCCUCAGGACGCUGCCACAGAGCAUGUUUACCUUUAGUCAAGGUUUGUUGUGGCUGCCGUUUUCUGAUUGGGCCCAGAGGCAGGAACCUAAGAUUUCUGUUCUGCACCUUUGCCCACUUCCUGUGCACCUGUGGGGAACCACUGGAGGUUGGUGCCAUCACUCGUUUGAAGACAUGUACAUGAGCACAUCAGAAUCGAGCCAGGACUUCCCGUCAUCGGGCCAGGAGAGUGCCAUCCAGCGACAGCCAAACACGAAACUGACGGGAGCCACCUGGAAACAGGACAUGGACUGUCCCCGGCCUCCAUGGUGUUAUCCUGUACCAAGCCUCGGCGACGAUGACUUCAAUAUCCCCCCCAUCACCCCUCCAACCCUGCCAGAGCACGCUUUAGUCCACAUGCCAGAGUCGGAGCCCGGAGGCUACCACCUCCUGUGCCCCCCUGUUUCUCAAAAUGGACUCAACCCCUUCCACCCUCAGAACAUGGACCUUCCCGCAAUCACCGUGUCCAACAUGCUGAGCCAGGAUGGGCCCCUGCUUUCCAAUUCCUUAUCAAUGAUGCAGGAAAUGGCAAACUCAGACUCGCCCCGAUACAACAGUCAUGCGCAGAUGGAAACCCCCAGACCCAGGAUCCAAUCAGUUGUGAUGCAACAUGGUCAGCUGUCCACGAUCAACCAGUCACAGCUCAGCGCACAGCUCGGCUUGAGUGGGAACAACAUUACCCACAAUUCCCCAUCACCCCCUGGAAGCAAGUCGGCGACCCCUUCACCAUCUAGUUCAGUACAUGAAGAUGAAACCGAUGAGUCAUUAAAGAGCAACGGCGCAGAGAAGAGGCCUGCGGUGGAUAUGGGGAAGAAGCCGAAGACGCCCAAGAAGAAGAAGAAGAAGGACCCCAAUGAGCCGCAGAAGCCGGUCUCCGCCUACGCUCUGUUCUUCCGCGACACGCAGGCGGCCAUCAAAGGCCAGAACCCUAACGCCACCUUCGGCGAAGUUUCCAAGAUUGUGGCCUCUAUGUGGGAUGGUCUGGGUGAAGAGCAGAAGCAGCUGUACAAGAAGAAGACCGAGGCGGCUAAGAAGGAGUACCUGAAGCAGCUGGCGGCGUACAGAGCGAGCUUGGUGUCCAAGAGUUACAGUGAACCUGGGGAGGUGAAGACGUCCCAGGCAUCACAGAUGCUGGGCCCCAAGCCUCCACUCUUCCCAGGAGCCCCCCCCGUCCACUCAGGGCUUUACUUGGGCCCCCCGUACCACCCGCAAGCCACCAUGAACCCCUCCCACCUGCCAGGUCUGCACCCAGGCCUGCCCCGCAGCAUUGCCCCCAAGGCCAGCGCCCCCAUGCCUGUAUCCAUGGCCAGGAUGCCGGCGUCGCCACCCCCGCAGCUCCAGAUCAGCCCCCCCCUACACCAGCACCUGGGCCUCCCUCCAACACACCAGUCUAUUGCCAUGCAGCAGCAACAGCAGCCGCAGCUGACCGGCCACCAGAUGGCGCUGCACUCUCCAUCUAUGCCACAGCAGGGAUUUUCCCUACAGGGAGAGUUCCAGAACAUCCUGGGCUGCAACUCUCCCGGUGGCCAGGCGGCGUCCCCGGUGAUGGAUUACAUGCGGAAUUGUAGGAACCCCCCUGCACAGAGUGUGGAGUGGAGCAGCGAGUACUGCAGUAACGGAAACCUGCCGAGAGACAAAGCCCUGUAUCUCACUUGAUCAGGAGAUGGGAGUUUCCACGGAAAUCCCCCAUCACCUUCUCACGUUGGAAGCAGACCUUCAUUUUUGCAGAAAAUCCAGUCACUGAGCACUUACGACUUCAUAUCUUACACUUGAGAUUUUUCCAGGUCAGCCACGAACGGAAUUCAAAAAACAAAAUGCAAGGACUUUCUUUUUCUGGAAAAAAUCUAAACGAAAACAAUUUGAUUGCACGAAACAGGGACAGGAAGGGAAAUUUGGAAGAAAAUGCUCACUUCUGACGGUUAUUGCUAUGGAGUUUCCCUAGCAAAUGGGCUUAGAAUCUGUAGUUUUUUUUUUUCAGGAAAGAAAUUGUAGUUUUCUGUUAUUCUUUUAAAAGUCAGGGUUGAAAGUGAUCUCUGAAGACUUUUAACAGCUUUUUAUAGCCAACAUAGCAUCUCUGUAAAUAUAUUUGACCUUACACUCUUUUAGAGUAUAAAAAACAUUUAAGUAUGGUGCGAUUUAAUCAAGACAAGCUUGCAUACGUCUUUAACAGGGGCGUUAAAUUAAAAAUAUUUUUUGCCUAAUUUUAAGAAGUAUUCCAACUGAGAAAUGAUUAUAUUUUACAAACAAAAAAAAAUGUAACCUGGUUCUCAAAAAUGAUUAUAAAAAUCUGUUGACCCACAAAGUAGCAUGAGUUAUCUGAAGAGGCAGGAAAAGGAGAAGGAAUCAAAAGGAAAGAAAGUUUAUUUUGUACUACAUAGAAAAGCCUUUUUGUAUCAAUUGUUGUGUGUUAAUUAGUAAGUGUCCCUCAAACUCUGUGUGGAACAACCAAUGGCUUCUGUGAUGUUAAAUAGACACAGUGACAGACUGAAAACUACUAAAUUAUAAAUCGGGCACAUCUGUGUAUUAUUAUUAUUAUUAUUAUUAUUUUUAUUUCUUGAUAAUAAGGCUAUAUUUAAUCUUUUUUUAAGGAACCGUUUUUUCGCUUGUUUACGAUAUAAUGAAAUAUAGGUGGUUGUAAGUAACUAUGUUAGCACCAAAAGGACAUUUUUUCUGUUUAUUUUUGGACAAGUGGAUCCAGGCAAACUAUGUGAAUAUUAUUAUUUAGUUUUUAUUGUGUUUCCAAAAAAAUAAAUAAAUAAGUAAAACCUG
Messenger RNA from Brienomyrus brachyistius, 4020 nucleotides. Its product is annotated as thymocyte selection-associated high mobility group box protein TOX-like. Gene Ontology annotation, cellular component: nucleus. Gene Ontology annotation, biological process: leukocyte differentiation; regulation of transcription by RNA polymerase II. Gene Ontology annotation, molecular function: chromatin DNA binding. NCBI's taxonomy places the organism in Eukaryota, Metazoa, Chordata, Actinopteri, Osteoglossiformes, Mormyridae. Bases 1237 to 2907 code for a protein of 556 amino acids. The transcript is spliced from 10 exons. The record is from RefSeq and is a predicted model, not a curated record.